AUGUCACUUAUCGUUUUCCUCCGUGUGGACGACUUGCAAUGGCGAAAUCAGGAACUGCUGCACAGCUCCGCGCCACUGCGUUCCUGCGUCGCGGCGCAUGGGAAUUACGUCGGGCUAAAUGCAGCACUCUACUGCUGUUGAUCGGACUGGCGGUUUUAAGUCUGGGUUUUUGGGUCUACCCGCCGUCCCAAAUUCAGUGGUCAAGUUUCGGGGUGCGAUUCCAAGCAAGCGGUGACACGCACGCUUUGCGGUGGGGCGCUGGGAAUGAUGUCGUGAUGCUGAAGGGUCAAAGUUUGCAGCGAAUCCUCCCUUCUCGAUACCCCAAUGGAGCUAACAACACGUUCCAGUGCGACCUGCCGUCGCUACGGUUCCAGUGUGACCUGGACAGAGAUAAAGGAUGCAAAGCUUAUCCGCAAUUGUUCCCGUCUGCGGCGUUAUUCGACAAUUGGAAAGCAGAGAACACGGCAAUGCCGCCCGCCAUCUUCGACAGCAUCUGCCACUUUAACGUCUCCGAUCCGUAUGAGUUUCGGUUGGCUCAAAUGUUUCGGGAGAUGGAAGUGCCGUUCGUCGCCUAUGGCAUCCCAGAGCUCACAGCUGCUGCUGUGCGAUGGACGGACGAGUACCUGACGGAGAAACUCAAUCCGAAGGCGUUGUACAAGGUGCACGUAGCUAACGACAGUCACUUCAUGUACUACCUCAAAAGCAAGCAGCUUGCUGGCGAGAAGGACACGUACGAGUCGCGUUGGAUGACGUAUCCGCAAUUUGUCAAAACUAUCAGCGACGUCAAACCAUUGGAAGAAGCUGGCAAGCCUCACGAAUACUACUACUUCAUGCUCAAGCAGAACGAUUUCUCGAAGCAAGCGUCAUUCAUCUACAACGAGCUGCAGUUCCUCAACCCAACACUAACUGAACAUGAUCCACGGUUCGGUGAUUUAUUCAUUCGGGAUGCAGCAAUAGCCAAGGAGCGCGGGAUGCGCUGUCGUCUCGGAAUGCGUGGGAUUAUUGCGGAUGGACACAUUGAUGGCGGACUGAACCAUAUCUCGAUGAUCCGUGGAACGAAGCGCUACGUCAUCGCUCCACCCAGUGCGUGCCAGUGUCUAGGACUCAUGAUUCAGGGUCAGUCUGCGCGUCACACAGCAUUUAAUUGGUCGGACACAAGCGCUCUAUCCGAAGACGCACGCAACUGUCCCGCAGCGGAAGUCGCACUCACGGCCGGCGAAGUUUUGUACCUCCCGUCAUACUGGUAUCACCACAUUGUGUCCUUGGAUACGAGUAUCCAGUGCAAUAUACGCUCAGGUUUCUCCAUUCGUGAUGAUAUCAAACAGUUCCUCACGGGUUGCGGCUUCGGUCCAAAGUAGCUAAAGCAAGUUUCAAAUGCAUGUAGUGCGAAUGAUUAUUGUGAUGUUGGUCUUAGAACGGACUCAAGUACUCUAUAGACGUCUGAAUUCGUGGCAGCUAGACGCUCACUGUGCCUACAACGCUAACAGCAGCGGUGAGAUCGUAUUUGGGUGUCGCGUCAGACGUGAGGAGACCAAAAGUCUUCUCGAACGCGCUGGUCUUGUGCUGUGUGUCAAACAUCUGAAAGUAAAAGGACUCGGUCAUCGAGCUGCUCCACGCCUUGUAGUCACUGUAAAAUGUUUGCUGGCCAGCGAUGCUGCCGGUAUUGCCCGAGAGAGAUCCGUCUGACGGCCACCCCGUCUCCGUAACCAUGAGCUUGUCACCAAAGUUCUUGACCAUGAUCUCCCACUGGGUAUUGACGACAUCGAUGGCGUUGUCGGCAGUCGUCCCUGGAUUGAAGUAAGGGUGG
Molecule: messenger RNA, 1807 nt
Organism: Phytophthora nicotianae INRA-310
Lineage: Eukaryota; Oomycota; Peronosporomycetes; Peronosporales; Peronosporaceae
Exons: 2
Coding region: 39-1358 (439 amino acids)
Molecular function (GO): 2-oxoglutarate-dependent dioxygenase activity
Source: RefSeq, a predicted model, not a curated record